Acanthoscelides obtectus is the source of this 586-nucleotide messenger RNA. NCBI's taxonomy places the organism in Eukaryota, Metazoa, Arthropoda, Insecta, Coleoptera, Chrysomelidae. The record is from the annotation of a GenBank genome assembly.
UUCACAGGCUUCCCUGGGUUAAGAACGGUGGCACAUCGGUUUUGAAACAAGAUGGCCCGUUCGAGGAUGAUGUUAGAAACAUCUUGUUCUAGUUGCCGCCUAAAACUCUACGGACUACACUGUAUGUGUCCAACACGACCGACUUUUGCAUGGAUAAGUAUAAUUCAAACGGUAAUCCUAGUUGUUGCAGUGAUGUUUUUAAUUUUUUAGGUAUUUCUCCAGUUGCUCCGAUCACAAUGGGGAUGAUGACUACUGUUUCCAUGUCCCACAUCUGGCGGAUUUCAUCGCUCAGGGGUAAUAAACAUAGAUGCAAAUCACAACAAAAUGUCAGUUGGAUCGAAGCCCCACGCAGCAAAGAAACGAGGAUUGUCUUUUUGUGUAUUGUCUUAGUUUUUAUCAACUUAUCACUCAUUGUUAUAAGCUUCUAUUAAUCAAUUUUUGGUAUCAGUUUUACUUUAUACACUGUAAAUGUUUGUCAAUGUACGUCAUACUUAAAUAAUUAUACCUAAUAAAUAUGUUUAAUAGUUAAAUCUCAGAGGUAAAUGAAAUUGAAAAUCAAUGAUAGAUGGGAUGUAUAUUUGAAUCA